This is a messenger RNA of Saccharomyces paradoxus, 852 nucleotides long. RefSeq names its product U2-type spliceosomal complex subunit CWC23 (gene CWC23). Gene Ontology annotation, biological process: spliceosomal complex disassembly. The transcript has a single exon. The record is from RefSeq and is a predicted model, not a curated record. The coding region runs from base 1 to 852 and encodes 283 amino acids. Gene Ontology annotation, cellular component: spliceosomal complex. Lineage: Eukaryota; Fungi; Ascomycota; Saccharomycetes; Saccharomycetales; Saccharomycetaceae.
AUGCCAGGGCACGAACUGGAAGACGUAAUAAAUCAACGUUUGAAUCUAUACGACGUGCUAGAAUUGCCCACCCCUCUGGAUGCUCAUACUAUUUACGAUGAUCUGCCCCAAAUCAAACGCAAAUACAGAUCCCUUGCCUUGAAGUAUCAUCCGGACAAACACCCGAAUGAUCCAUCGAUCAUACACAAAUUCCACUUGCUAUCGACGGCAACCAGUAUCCUCACUAAUGUAGACGUGAGGCCCCAUUACGACCGCUGGCUAAUCGACUUCCUACGGAAAACAAAUGAUGUUGAAAGAAAUAGACUCAUACAAAAGCUGGAAAAAUCUGAAUCAGGUACGGCAACAACUUCCUCACCACAUGUUGACGUAUCGCAAAUUCAACGCCAUGGUGAGCUACUCAGGAAACUGAAACAUUUCAAUCUGCCCUAUGGUGACUGGAAACAUCUGGACAGACAAGACCAAGAAGAUGUUUCGCACCAUUCAUAUUACGAUUGCUCUACUUUGAGGAUUGUCCUUGACAACUUCCCGCAAUCAAAUAAUAAAUCGAGCUGCUUUUCUCAUUUGCGUAAUUAUGUAUUUAUCACGCUGAGUCCCAACGAAAUCUACGACAUAUACUUCUCUGAAAGAAACAACUAUUCCAAGAACGAUACCAUCAUUACAUAUACCGUCUUCGAUACCCCCAUCACGGCACAACACAUAUUCCGAAGCUGGUCAGGUGGGAACCUCACACCCACUGUCCACGAUAUCUCGCCAUUGAUCCCGCUACAUUACUACUCGGAUUUUAACUUGGAAACAGAACUGAACGAUGAUAUUGCAAGAUUGGUCUCUAAUGAACCUAUUCUGCUCGACUAG